This is a messenger RNA of Rosa rugosa (rugosa rose), 626 nucleotides long. RefSeq lists its product as uncharacterized. The coding region runs from base 103 to 624 and encodes 173 amino acids. NCBI's taxonomy places the organism in Eukaryota, Viridiplantae, Streptophyta, Magnoliopsida, Rosales, Rosaceae. The transcript is spliced from 2 exons. The record is from RefSeq and is a predicted model, not a curated record.
UACUAUAAAAAGGGGUCAUGACCGGAGACAUAAACUCACUCAAAGCACAAAACAAAUUGCUCUCUCUCUCCUCGAUCGGUGGCUAGCUAGUAAUUACCAACAAUGAAUGUUGAAACUCGAAUGGAGAUCGUUGAUCAGGAUUUGAAACACCUCAGAACUUCACAAUCACAAGACCGUCUUGGAGAUGUGUCUUUACAUAUCAAAAAUCUGGAGAAGGAGCUAAUCCUUCUAAGCAGUAUCAAGAAGAUUGACCAUGAAUUGGAAAGACUCAAGGAACUGGACCGUCUCUAUGCUGCUGGAGGAAACUGUCCGGCAAUAAAAAACCUCGAGAGGGCUCGACACCAGCUCGUCCGGGAACAGAUGUCAUUGGCAAUUAAAACUCGCUGUUCGAGCCUCCUGUGCAGCAGCAAGAACAUUGAGGAUGAAUUGAAGAAACUAAAGGCCCUAGAACCCACUUCUGACAACUGCUUCAGUAAUAUGAGGUCUGCAAUACAACUUCUUGAGACAGCUAAAAAAGAUGUCAAAUUUGAGUUGGCCGAGACUGAGGCCCUUGAAACAAUGGGUAAUUGGUGCAUGUCCAAGUUGGACAGCUUUCUUGAUAGAUUACGGCCCAACCAAAGCUGAUG